UGUCAAUUUAAUUCUUAGACCAGCCAGAAGAACCUAGAAGGGUCGAGGAAUAUUUCUUCCUCCCCUACAGAUGUGACAUCAGGAAAACCAUUGAAUUGUUCUGGACCUUACUUCUCACCUGCCAAGUGAGAGCAUUAGACUGUGUGGUCUCCAGGCCCAUCUCAGUCAUUGUGUGUCUUGAUUGGCUAGUCUAAUCCCACAGCUUCUUGGAUGAAGAAUUGAAGGCCUGCAAAAUCAUUUCCUGAGGUCACAUAAGCAAGUGGAAGGCAGGUCUCUGGUUCUCACAGUUCUGUGCUUAGUCCACGCCAAGGAGCAUCAUCAUGCAUUUAGAGGCUGAGCUUGAGCCAAAUGAAGACAUCCAGAAGGAUGACUGGUUCUCUGUUGUCCCCAUAAUAUCAUUCAUUUUGUCUGCUCAUAUUUUGAGGUUACUGAGCAGAAGCUCUAAAACUCCUGUGUCACCUGGUUUUUGCCUCUUUCAUAUAACUGGUCAGUAAUUCAGCUCAGACGUCUCUAUGACAUAAAGUUCCACAGUGACCUCUAAAUGGAAGAAAAAUGUAUCAGUUCUUUGCUACUGAAGAUUCAUGAUAACAAAAAAAAACAAUAGCUGGAAUGCAGAGUUAAAUUUGUUCAAGUAUUUACCAUUUAAGUAACAACUUCAAUGGACAAAGCAAAGUAGAACAGAGGGUGCCAGUGAGCUGCCCUAGUUGGAGUUCCCAUUGUGUGCUGGAGGCCCACUUCCAGGUGUUGGAGCAGCAUCACAGGUAGGAAGCUGAGCCUUUCUUUUCUCAGGGGCCUUCACACUCCUUUAGCCUGUCAUUCAGUUAAAAAGCAGGGGUUCCAAGGAAAGGAGACUUGUUGGUUACCUAUUCUGUAACCAGACAUGCUAAGUAUUUUAUAUAUAUUGGCUCAUUUAAUUCUAUAACUGCCCUGCAAGAUAGAUAUUAUUUCCAUUUUACAGAUCAAUGAAAGUGUUCAGCAAAGUUAUAUAGCUUGCCUAGGGUCACACAGUAAGUGAAUAUGGAUUUUAUUUGGCUCUAAAAUCUGAUGACUUUCUAUUAAUUCCAUAAUGUCUAAGAGCAGUUGACAAUAUGUUGACCUCAGUGAUUUCAUUUUGGUUCCACUGAAUGUGAGAAGGACACCUGAUACCCCACUGUGGAUACCAAGAUAAAUGGACCAAAUUGAAAGGCAGUUACUAUAUGGAGUGACUUUCAUCUAUAAGCAAAUGUUGUUAGUCUGCCUCUCAGAGAUCCUUUGAAAAUAUUAAAAGCAAAAAUAUUAAAGAAUUUUUCUUGCUAAUAAUAGGUUUAUAAACACACUCACUAAUCGGCAUCAUUGAUCAAUGGCAAAAAGUAUAAUGAAUCCUGAAUCACAUUUAGCUUUCGGCUAUGGUGCUUGCUGCUUUUGGGGUGAAUUACAAAGCUAUCAUUUUGGUUUUUAAGAAACUGUGUUGUUUGGACUGGUGGUUCUCAGUCUUUUAUUCUUUGGGCACAUGAGGGGAUGGCGUUUGCAUUCAAUGUUCUUCCCAUAGAUAUGACAACUGUUCUAGUUAACGAAUACUGCACAGCAAACUUAGUGUCUUAAAGCAACAACCAUAUUUAUUUUGCUCACAAAUCUGCAAUCUAGGCAGGGCUCAGUGGGGACAGUUCAUCUCGGCUCCAUUCGGCAUCAGCUGGGUUGACUUGGAGGCUGGGGGCUGUAACCAUGUGAAGCUCUGUCACUCACAUAUCUGGAACCUGGGCUGGGAGGAGUAGAACAGCUGGGCUCCUCUGGCAUCUCAAUUUCAUUGUGGUCUCUCCAGCAUGACAGCUUCAGGGUAGCCAGACUUCUGUGCCAGCUCAUUGCUCUCAAAGCACAUGACCCAAGAGAGAGAAAGUCAGGCGGAAACCUUAUCUUUUAUGACCCACCCUAGGAAAUCACACAGCAUCCCUACCCUGCAUUCUGUUCACUGAAGCAGUGACAAAGGCCGCUCAGGCUCAAUGGGAGUGGAAAUAGAUUCCAUCUCUUGAAAGGGAAGUGGAAAGUUUCUGGAAGAGCAUGUGGGACUGGAAAUACUGCAGUGGCCAUUUUUGGAAAAUACAAUCUGUUACAUAGAUGAGCUAGGCUACGGAUUAUAUGCUGCUGCCCAAGCCAGAUAUAUCUCUGGGCAUUUCUCUCCCACCCAAGGGAGCAUAUUGGCUUGCAAGUGAAAUAUAAUUUAUUCCCCUAUGAUUUAACCCAUCAUAAUUUACACUUCUCAAAAAAGUAAAUCAUCUGCAAAAUUUUGGCACUCUAUCUACUGUUAGAAACAAAUUACUUGUAAAACAUUAGUGGAUCCGGCUAAUGAGGUGGAUAGUUGGGACUCUCCUCUCCCUAACUUUUCCAUCAUAUUUGGGCUGAUACAUGUUUAAUGUUCCUGAAUUGUCAUCAUAUUGCUGCUUUUCUACCUUGCGUGCAGAGGUAAAUAGCCGAAUAUUUAUGUGAACAGCUUUGCAUAGAAACCUUUCCAUUUAAAACUAAAAAGUGAAGACAAUUGCACUUAAAAUUGAAUGUUUCCUGAAGGGGUUUGUUUUAGCAUUUUACAGCACCUGCUGCCUCCUCUUUUGGAGAUGAAAUGAUUAUUCAAGACACAUUUCUCAAAGUUUACCAAAUUAGUAUCUUCUCUGGAGCUCUAAUUGUAAAAUGUGGGAAUCCCAUGUCGUGGCACACAAAGACUUUACUUUUUGCAUUAAUAGAGCUAAAUUUGUUCUAGACCUUUUUUAAAACUGUAAAAUAUUUCAUCCAUAUAAAAGAGAAUAUGAAAUUUAUAGGUACAGUAAAGAACUAAACACAUGAAUAAUCGUGUGUGCACCGUCCAAGUUGAGUGCAUCAUCACCUUCUGUACCGGCUAGAGGUCAAACCGUCCUGACUGCUGUGGUAACAUCCCUUCCUUCCCUUUAUAGUGUUACCAUCUCAUAGUAAAAUCCUUCCUUCGUUUAGAUCUUCGUACAGUGCUUUUCACUUCAGUUGAAAACGUUUUAUAUAAAAGGCUUGCGCAUCUUUUGUUAUUUAUUCCUGGAUAUUUUAUAUUUUUGUUGCUGUGGUUAAUGAUGUCAUUCUAUCCGAUUAUUGCUGAAUAUAAACAUGCAUUUGAUUUCUACAUAUUGAUUUUGUAAAAAUAAAAUUUGUUAAAUCUUACUAAUUAUAAUUUAUCUUUAGCUUCUUUGGGGAUUUCAACAUAAACGUUGUAAAUAACAAGUUUUGUAGCUUUUUUAAAAAAAUGUUUUCUGUUUCUUUUUCCCCCCAUCUUCUUGCCAUCUUUUGAGUUGAUAAUUCUUUUUUCUCGUUCCAGUUUUUUCCCCCGUUUCUGUGAAGGUUCUGUGCCUCCUUUCUAUUCCCUUAGUAGCCAUUCUUGCUACCUUAUUGGGCAUACUUCAGAAAGUUUCUGGUUAAUGAGUAUGUUACCACUCAUGCUCCAAAAUUCAAAGACUUACCUUUCCUCAACUUUCCUAUUUUUCCUCCACAAUUUAUACAUUUUUCUUACAGUUUUAAAUAAUAUUUGCUUAAUUUUACCCACGUGUUUACCAAUAUCUUCCUGCAUUGUUACUUUCUCCUGAGGUUUCUAUUUGCAGUCAUUUUCCUUUUUUCUGAAGUAUGUCCUUUCGAAUUUCUUUUAGUGAGUCAUUUUUUAGUAGCAGACUCCAGUACUAUGUAUCAGUGAUUCAGAGAUGAAUAAGACACACUACCGUAGACUGUACGAUUGCAUCGUAAACCAAGUGCAAAAUUAGAGCUCGGGACAAAGAGUUGAGAGCACAGAGGGGAGACUCAGUGUAGGGGUGUGGAGGGGCAUCUCAGGAAAGACUGGACACAUGUGAGAUGUGAUGCUACAGAGGCUAUGAGUGUGUUCAUGGGACAUUCAUCAGCUCAGCAGGCUGGAGCUUAGGCGCGGGCUGGUGCCAGAUGGAGCUGGAGAGGUUAGCUAGCUAGCUAGUGGGUUGUGAAGAGCCUUAAAUGACAAACUGAAGGCAACAGAGUUGGGGGAGGUUUUAAGCAGGGAGUGACAGGAUUAGGUGCGUUAUUUACAAGUAAAAUGUGUGAUGCAUGGAGGACCACAACAGUCACCUGGGAGGAGACUGAGUAAACCAAGGCAAAGCAAAGGCAAUGAAGAGAGGAGAUGCAAUUUUGAAAGACGUUGACAAGGUAAAAUCUUAAUCGCAGAUUUAAAGCAGAGAGGAUUGGAGGAUGAACUCCAAGGACUCUAAUUUAGAACACUGGCAAGAUUAAGAGCCCCGGAGGGGGGCGUGCAUGAUGGGAAGUGGGGGGAAGAUGCCACUGGGGAGAGAGAAUGAAUUUAGUUUAUAACAUAAACUAUUUGACAUGUUUUCAGAACAAAUGGUGGGUUGGUUUUAAAAGAAUCAACAUUUGAGGUGUUAGGGAUAUCUCUGUGCUGAGAACUUGGCAACAUUUUCUGAUUCUAUCUGGUUGUUCUGGUCCUUCUGUUUUCCUUCUUUCACUUUCCGAGUUAGAAUAUGGAUCUCUGCUUCAGGAUGCAAAGGGUCUAUUUUCAGCAAUAACUAAAAUAUAAUUACUAGUUGGAUUUCAGUUAAAUUUUAGACCAGAAAUUUGAAAUGUAGAACUGCCUUCAUUGCUCUUUGCAAAAUUAUUGCUACUGAGCAGUGGUUGCUGUUGGCUGGUGGGACCUCUUGUUUUGGGUCUGUUUUUGUCUUAGCAUUUAUUGUUCACGGGCUGGCAGAUGUGACCCAGAGUGUCUAAGAGCAUCUGGUAAGAGAGGAGAGAAAGGAGAAAAGGAAGACACAGGCAGAGCAAAGGAAGAGGGGAGGGAAAAAAAUCCUCCAUUUAAUUAAAAAAGUAUUUGCAGGGCUUAUGCCUCCUACCUGCUGUUUUUAGCCAGCAAGAUCAGAUUCUCCCCUGGAGAUAGCCGCCUGGCCUGUGAGCCCAGACAAGGCCUUUCUUUUCGAUGCGUGAGUCAUCAUGGUGAUUCAGUGACUGUUCUUCACUCACAUGUAGUCAUUGCAGUGGGCACUGCUGAGAGUUGAGAGGAGCGUCUCCCGGCCAGGGUGUGAAGUAGCCUUGACAGCAGGUGCGGUGUGUCAGCCUGAAAUGUGAGCAGCUCCUUGCCUUCUACCUGGUGCCUGUGGAGUGCCCUGGACUCAGGCAUGCAGAGGAUCCCAUCACAUCCAGGCCUUUCUUGACAGAGGAGGGAGCUGGCCAGACAGAAUCAUGAAUAAACUGGAGGACAAGCAGGACCAGAUGAUACCAUGAAGAGGAGUUUACAGGCCCUCUAUUGCCAACUGUUAAGCUUCCUCCUGAUCUUGGCACUGACCGAAGCACUGGUAUUUGCUGCCCAGGAACCAUCUCCCAGGGAAUCUCUUCAGGUCCUCCCUUCAGGCACCACCCCAAGCACUAUGGUGACAGCACUGCUCAGCUCUACCAGACACUCAUCCGUGGCAGCUGCACCUGCCUCCGUGGUGACACUGACCCUCCAUCCCGAUGGACCCUUCUCACAGACGGAAGCUCCCACAGCAAUGACACCCCAUCCAGAUGGACACCCUCCUACAAACACCAUCUCCACCAUCAUGGCAACAGCAGCCACCCCCCAUUCUGAAGGCCUCCUGCCCACACAGCCCCUUCCUGCUACCAUGGCAACCACAUCCUCCCACUCAGAGGGCCAUCCUCUAGGGAAGGCUGCACCCACCAUCCUGCUGACAAAACCAACAGGAGCCACCAGCCACCCCACCACAGCACCGACCCGGGCUACCACGCGCAGGCACCCCAGGCCUCCAGGCUCUUCCCGAAGGGGGGCCGGUAGUUCAUUACGCCCUGUCCCGCCUGCACUCAGUGGCCACUCUGGGAGGAAGGAGGGCCAGCGGGCUAGAAAUCAGAGCUCCACACAUCUGGGGCAGAAGCGGCCCCUGGGGAAAAUAUUUCAGAUUUACAAAGGCAACUUCACAGGGUCUGUGGAGCCUGACUCCUCCACCCUCACCCCCAGGAACCCACUCUGGGAUUACUUCUCCUCGCCACAGCCCCAGACAGUGGCCACAAUGGCAGCGCCCAGCAGGACCUCGUGGGUACCACCCACUGCCCCCCUGGUGCCUGCAGAGGACAAGCCAGGCCUUAGCACAGCAGACCAGGGGGGUGGUUCCACCUUCACCAGCCAAGGAGUGGAGCUGAACGCCACAGCAGCCUCAGGUGCCCCUGCCAGUCCACAACCUGCCCCAGUGCCUUCUCAGCACCCCCGCGGUGACCCACAGGACAGCCCCAGCCACAGUGACUCCUGGCUUACUGUCACCCCUACCACCAACAGACCUCUGUCUGCCAGCUCUGGCGUCUUCACGGCUGCCACAGGGCCCACCCAGGCUGCCUUCGAUGCCAGUGUCUCAGCCCCUUCCAAGGGGAUUCCUCAGGGACCAUCCUCAACCCCACAGGCCCCAGCGCACCCCCCCGGGGUCUCAGAAAGCACUGUUUCCCAAGCCGAGGAGAAGGCUGCCGCUACCCCCACCAUGACCGACAGGGUGCCCAGUCCCCUCUCCACAGUAGUGUCUACAGCCACGGGAAACUUCCUCAACCGCCUGGUCCCUGCCGGGACCUGGAAGCCUGGAACAGCGGCGAACAUCUCCCACGUGGCUGAAGGGGAUAAACCCCAGCACAGAGCCACCAUCUGCCUGAGCAAGAUGGACAUCGCCUGGGUGAUCCUGGCCAUCAGCGUGCCCAUCUCCUCCUGCUCUGUCUUGCUGACCGUGUGCUGCCUGAGGAGGAAGAAGAAGACGGCCAACCCAGAGAACAACCUGAGCUACUGGAACAACGCCAUCACCAUGGACUACUUCAACAAGCACGCCGUGGAGUUACCGCGGGAGAUCCAGUCCCUGGAAACCUCUGAGGACCAGCUCUCAGAGCCCCGCUCCCCAGCCAACGGCGACUACAGAGACACGGGGAUGGUCCUCGUUAACCCCUUCUGCCAGGAAACGCUGUUCGUGGGAACCGACCAAGUCUCGGAGAUCUAAGGGCCGCAGCCCCCGCUUCGCCAGUCCCUCCUGUCCACCUCCAAAUUAUAAAUAUACACAUAUAUAUGAUAAAUGUAAUCUUUGUGUAACCCUGACUUAAUGAGAAACAUUUUCAGCUUUUUUUUCCUGAGAAUUGUCAACAUCUUUUUUAUAAGUGUGGUUUAAAAAACACUUUACAGAACAACCCUUGGCUUUAUAAAAUAAAGUCUUUCUAAGCAAAGCGGUUGGCAUUCAUUGCUUCUCUUCCUGACUGUCCGUGAGCCCCUGGGGUUCCCAGCAGCCCCGGGCAGGUAAGGGAAGAGACUGGCCUGCAGAACUGGACUGUCCAGAUGGUCACGUGCACGGCCCCUGAGUGCUGCUGAAAGCUCUGGUGCCUCCUGACUUGGUGUCACCCCACUUCCCCUCCGCCUCGCACUGGUGAGGGGAACUGGGCCACCUGGGGGGAGACGGCACUCACGCACGGAGCAGGACAAGGGGACAUCUCAGCACCGCCGAAGAAGAGUGAUGUCACAACGGCACCACGGUCAAGUGUGAUUCCGGCCGAGUUGCAGGCGGCGGGCAGGAGCAUGCAGCCCCCGGAAUCCAUGGAGGCUGUGAGGCACCUGAGGCCACGUCCCCCGCACUUCACAGGACAGGGAGCUCCUGCCAUGCUGACAGGACUGCCUUUCCCCGAGAUAGAAGGCUCCCCCUUAAGCACACGCCUGCAUCCUCUCCAACACCCACAUCUGCAUUACACGUGCCUUCCUCUGGAGAGGGUUUAGACGGGGCUGCGGCCCUGGAGCCUGAGAACGCUCGCCCGUCUUCGAGCCCAUCUUCGAGGAGCAAAUGUCUAUUGGGGAGCAGCUUUGUUUUCUCAACAGGCCAUCGCUCGGUGCCCCGGAGGAACGUGUCUAUGUAGAAGCCUUGAGGCGUGGAGCCGUCAUUUUGAAACCUUCCUCCAGCGAUCUUAAAAAAACAAGAUCGCCAAAGCAGGUCGCUCCAGAGAAGACAUCCUCUCUCCCUCCUCAGUUGCAGACCUGCUUGGGGGGCAGCCGGUGGCCCUGCCAUCCCGCUCUCAUGUCCCGUCUGCCCAACCUGCGCCCUUCCUCGGGGUCAGCCGAUGCUCCCCCGGUCCCGUGCUGCGUCCAGCUUGGCCCAUGGGUCAGACCCUCCAAGACGCAAGUCGGGCUCCAGAGAUGGCUGCUGCUCCAUUUUUCCCCUACCAGGUGGUGGCUGGGAGAGAAGACGACUGCUCUGACACUUCCUUUCUCUAAAAGAAAAAUAGUUUGAUAGUAUAUUUUGAAUAUAAAUGUUCUUCUAGUUGGAUUGGGAAUUGAACUUGAAUGUCAAUUCAUAUGUUCGUGUCGUUUCCGUGGUGUUUUUAUCAUGACUUUUUCCUUUCUUGCUACAUUUUCCUUUAAAAAAAAAAAGAUGGCCUUCAAAACUGUCUGUUGUCAAUGUUGUACGAACCUACUUAACGUGAGCUCAGCUGUUGUCUCUUCGAAGGCUCUUCAGCCCACGAAGAAGCAGGUGAAGUGUUGCUCUGAGAUUCCGUUUCCAGUGUGCUGUCUGACCUUUGAACCUUAUCAUAAUAUUUCUGUCAGCUCUCGCAUUUAGUAUACCAAUGUGUGUGUGUAUAAAUAUAAAGAAAUCUGUUUGUAAAGUAAAUUUAUAUAUAGCAUAUGUAAUCAAAGAUACAUAUGUUAUAUAUACACAUACGUGGAUGUAUGACUUAUUUUUCCUUAUCCACAGAAUUCAGCUACCGUGUAUAUAUAAAUAAACUUAUUUUAUUAGCCAGA
Messenger RNA from Equus caballus (horse), 8755 nucleotides. It is a transcript of the gene TMEM108, whose product is annotated as transmembrane protein 108. Gene Ontology annotation, biological process: retrograde axonal transport; postsynaptic density organization; dendrite extension. NCBI's taxonomy places the organism in Eukaryota, Metazoa, Chordata, Mammalia, Perissodactyla, Equidae. The record is from RefSeq and is a predicted model, not a curated record. Gene Ontology annotation, cellular component: early endosome; axon; endosome membrane.